Molecule: messenger RNA, 1249 nt
Organism: Aricia agestis (brown argus)
Lineage: Eukaryota; Metazoa; Arthropoda; Insecta; Lepidoptera; Lycaenidae
Product: B-cell receptor-associated protein 31
Exons: 1
Coding region: 67-735 (222 amino acids)
Biological process (GO): intracellular protein transport; endoplasmic reticulum to Golgi vesicle-mediated transport
Cellular component (GO): endoplasmic reticulum membrane; endoplasmic reticulum
Source: RefSeq, a predicted model, not a curated record
CUCGGAGUGUCUGUUCAGAGUCUGUGUUAAAUUGAUAAAAGGAAAUAGUUCUAAACACAUUUCAAGAUGAGUCUUCAGUGGACAAUAAUAGCGACUUUCCUCUACGCCGAAAUAGCUUUCGUACUGCUGCUCACUUUGCCGAUCGCGAGUCCCUCGAGAUGGAACAAAUUCUUCAAGUCCAAAUUCCUCGCGUACAUAAGCGGGCAAGCGUCGAUAUAUUUCCUGGUGCUGAUCGGAGUGCUAAUCUUGUGUCUUCUGGAUGCCAUCCGCGAGAUGCAGAAGUACUCGAGCCUCGAGGCGACCGACCACCAGCAUCUCGACGCCGAAAUGCAAGGCAACAUGAGAUUGUUCCGCGCCCAAAGGAACUUCUACAUAUCCGGCAUUUCCCUAUUCCUUUUGAUCGUGAUCCGUCGAUUGAUCCAAAUGAUCUCGGAGUUGGCCGCGCUCCUGGCGCAGUCCGAGGCCAGCUUCCGUCAGGCUCAGAGCGCGACCGUCGCCGCCAAGAGCCUGCUGUCGAACCAGGGCGUCGGCGAUGAGGCCCACAAGAAAGAAAUCGAAGUUCUCGAGAGCAAGAUCUUAAAAUUGGAGAAAGAAUUGUCCGUGGCUAAGAAGGACAAAGAAGCUGUGAAAUCGCAGGCCGAGAGCCUCAACCGUGAAUACGACAGGCUCGCCGAGGAGCAUAGCAAGCUACAGAAGAAGGUCACCAUCGGGGGAGGAGACAAGAAAGAUGAUUAGAGUAAGGGAGCAAAUUUUAGUUUACAUUUAAUGUUUUUCCUACACUAACCUGUAAGAAUGUCCAAGGUCUAAUUUUAAUCUUUCCAUGUAUACAAUGUGUAUUUACAAGUUAGCUUAUGCAAUAAUGAGUCAUGUUGAACAAAAAUGUACAUGGAAUUGUUUGCAAGUGGUCUGUGGGUGUCUGCCUUAUUAUUGUUAAACAAUACCACAGUGUUUGUGUUAUAAGUCUGAUUUUGUGAUUUUUUUGUGUCCUUAGAAUGGGUUGUUGCAUUUUCUAUUGAAAUAACAAUUAUUCCUAUCUAAUUUUUUUUAAAUUAGAAAGUUUGGUAGGUGCUUAAAAAGUAUUUUUGUAUAAAAGCCACUGGAAAAUAAUGAGAUACAUUAAGUGUAUCGAGGGGGUAAUUGAAGUUAAAUAUUUUUGUAUUCUAGUUUAGAAACAUAACUUAUUACUAAAGGUAAUAAAUUUUGAGAAAAAGUAAAAAAAAAACAUGUUUUUGGCUUCAAAUAAUAAAAA